Magnolia sinica is the source of this 2953-nucleotide messenger RNA. Its product is annotated as pentatricopeptide repeat-containing protein At1g11290, chloroplastic. NCBI's taxonomy places the organism in Eukaryota, Viridiplantae, Streptophyta, Magnoliopsida, Magnoliales, Magnoliaceae. Gene Ontology annotation, biological process: RNA modification. Bases 7 to 2460 code for a protein of 817 amino acids. Gene Ontology annotation, molecular function: RNA binding; zinc ion binding; protein binding. The transcript has a single exon. The record is from RefSeq and is a predicted model, not a curated record.
GCAGAAAUGGCUUCAUCGUUAAAACCCUUCCCUCCUCUCCCGUCAACCCUGACUCCCUCUAAAAUGCGCCCCACCUCUCUCUCUCUUAACCUCCACUCCCUACCAUCUCCAAAACCCCUCCUUUCUCCUUCUUUCUUCUCACACCCUUCCACGCUCUUCCUCGAGCUCUGCUCCGACAUCAAAGAGCUCCACCAGAUCCUCCCUCUUAUCAUCAAAUCCGGCCUUUCCAAUCACCACCCAACCCAAACCAAGCUCGUCAGCCUCUUCUCGAAGUUCGGGCAUCUCAGCCACGCCACCCUUGUUUUCGACCGCGUCGAUUCGAAAAUCGACGAACUAUACCACUCGAUCCUAAAGGGACAUGCCAAACACUCUGAAAUUGAAGAUGGGUUGUCGUUCUUUUCUCGGAUGAGGCUUUCGGAUGUCCGGCCUGUUGUCUACAACUUCACCUACCUAUUAAAGAAUUGCGGGGAUAAUUCGGAUCUGAAACGGGGUAGGGAGAUCCAUUCACAACUGAUUUCUUAUGGGUUUGAGUCAAAUUUGUUUGCGAUGACAGCUGUUGUGAAUAUGUAUGCAAAGUGUAGGCAGAUUGAGGAUGCAUGGAAGAUGUUCGAUAGAAUGCCCCAGAGAGAUUUGGUGGCUUGGAAUGCGAUUAUUGCUGGAUAUGCGCAGAAUGGUUUUGCGAAGAGAGCGUUGGAGUUGGUUCCUUUGAUGCAGGAGGAAGGGAAGAGGCCAGAUUCAAUUACACUUGUGACUGUAUUGCCUGCUUGUGCAGAUAUGGGGUCUUUGAAGAUUGGUAGGGAACUUCACGGGUAUGCUAUUAGAGCUGGGUUUGAAUUGCUGGUGAAUGUUUCGACUGCUCUUACGGACAUGUAUUCAAAGUGUGGGGCAAUUGGGACUGCAAGGUUGGUCUUUGACCGGAUGCGGGUGAGGAAUGUGGUUUCAUGGAACUCGAUGAUGGAUGGGUAUGUUCAAAGCGGAGAUGCUGAGGAAGCGAUGGAGAUGUUUAGGAAGAUGCUGGAUGAAGGGGUUAAACCCACGGAUGUCACUAUCAUGGCGGCGCUACAUGCUUGUGCAGAUUUGGGCAAUUUGGAACAAGGGAAGUAUGUUCAUGAACUAUUGAUUGAAAUUGGGCUUGGGUCUGAUGUUUCUGUUAUGAAUUCUUUGAUUGCAACGUAUUCUAAGUGUAAGAGAGUGGAUAUCGCUGCUGAAAUAUUUGAAAACUUGAGAGGCAGAACUCUUGUUUCGUGGAAUGCAAUGAUUUCAGGAUAUGCACAAAAUGGAUGUCCAAAUGAUGCCUUGAAUCUCUUUUGCAAGAUGCAACAGAAAACUAUCAAACCGGAUUCUUUUACUUUGGUGAGUGUUAUUCCUGCAUUGGCAGAUGUAUCGGUAUUGCGCCAAGGGAAAUGGAUACAUGGAUUUGCUAUUAGAUCAUGUCUUGAGAAGAAUAUCUUUGUGAUGACCGCUCUUGUUGAUAUGUAUGCUAAGUGUGGGGGUGUACAAAUCGCGCGGAAACUUUUUAACAUGAUGGAUGAGCGGCAUGUGACAACAUGGAAUGCCAUGAUAGAUGGGUAUGGAACCCAUGGGUUUGGGGAAGCCACAGUUGAGCUGUUUGAGGAGAUGCAACGGAGUCCCAUCAAGCCAAAUGAUGUAACCUUCUUGUCUGUUCUUUCUGCUUGCAGCCAUUCGGGUUUGGUGGAUGAGGGGCGGCGAUACUUUGCCAGCAUGAAGCGGGAUUAUGGCAUAGAGCCAGCAAUGGAUCACUAUGGCUGCAUGGUUGACCUUCUUGGUCGUGCCGGGAGGCUUAAUGAAGCUUGGGACUUCAUUCAAAAGAUGCCAAUUGAACCAGGCAUUAGUGUGUUUGGUGCUAUGUUGGGUGCUUGCAAGAUUCAUCAAAAUGUUGAAUUGGGAGAAAAGGCUGCGAUGAGAUUGUUUGAACUAGAGCCACAAGACGGUGGGUAUCAUGUGUUGUUGGCCAACAUAUAUGCGACGGCUUCGAUGUGGGAUGAUGUAGCUAAGGUGAGAACAAUGAUGGGAAAGAAAGGGCUGAAAAAGAAUCCUGGUUUCAGUUUCAUCGAGUUAAAAAAUGAGGUUCAUACAUUCUACUCCGGUAGCACGACCCACCCACAAACCGAGAGGAUAUAUGCUACACUGGAGGCACUGGUGGAUGAGAUAAAGGCUGCUGGUUAUGUGCCUGAUACUAAUUCAAUACAUGAUGUGGAGGAUGAUGUAAAAGAACAGCUGCUCAACACCCAUAGUGAGAAGCUGGCCAUUGCGUUUGGACUUAUAAACACUAGCCCAGGGACUACUAUCCAGAUAAGGAAGAACCUUCGUGUAUGUGUUGAUUGCCACAAUGCAACAAAGUACAUUUCACAGGUUACAAAGAGAGAAAUUAUAGUAAGAGACAUGCAUCGGUUCCACCAUUUCAAGGAUGGCCGUUGCUCCUGCAGCGAUUAUUGGUGACUGGAUAACAUUAAGAUAUUAUAAUAUCUAUCAUUUAAGAUAUCUGCCAGGGAAAUUCAGCACGUUGGUAUGAUUUAUUCAAUUGAAACAUUGGGAUGUGUUAAAAUAUUGCUAAUGUUGACAGGGAUGAAUGGUUUUGGUGGACUAUAUAACUAAAGCCAUUGUUAAAGCUAAGAAACCCUUGAUCAAAGGCACGAGUGCUGAAAGAACUAAACAAAAGGUUCUCGAGUCUAUUUGUUGCAGCUAUUCUGCAUAAGAACCAUGAUUGAGGUUAAGCAUUCCCGCUUACACACAUGAAUGGCAUCUGAGGUUUAACUAAGCGCAUGUCAUAGGAAGUGUUGUACAUAUCAUGUUCUUGAUAUUUGAUAAGUGUAGCCAUUUUCAGAUUCUUUAAUCGCCAAUGCCGAGAUUUUAUGUAUCUUCUUUAUACAAGUUAUUAUUUGAAUACUCUUUGAAUAAUUCAACAGGUAUUCUGCUUUCCUAUUUUUCUUUA